Messenger RNA from Emiliania huxleyi CCMP1516, 576 nucleotides. RefSeq lists its product as hypothetical. The transcript has 2 exons. The coding region runs from base 1 to 576 and encodes 191 amino acids. NCBI's taxonomy places the organism in Eukaryota, Haptophyta, Isochrysidales, Noelaerhabdaceae. The record is from RefSeq and is a predicted model, not a curated record.
AUGGCGCAGCAGCAGAUUCAGCGGGUUCAGCCAGUGAACAAGCCAUUGGAGCACUCUCCCAAGCCGGAAAAAGAGAUGCUGGAGACGGCAGUGCGCAAGCCGGAAAACGAGAUGCUGGAGACGGCAGUGCGCAAUGCCCUCCGAGAGUUGCCGGCGCCGCUGAGCGCCCACGACAUCGAGGCGGCGGUGGGGCGGGCGGUACGCGAAGCGGACACAGGUUUUGCCCAAAAGCUAGACGCGCUGCAGCGGUCGCUAGAGAGGACGGAGGCGGCGCUCGGCGCCCUCACACUAUCGGUGCAGGCCCGCCAAAAGGCCGACCUCGAGCAGCAAAAGGCCCUCCUCGUGCAAAUCGAGACGCUGACCGCGGCUGCGUUCGGAGAACGUUUGCCGCCGAGGCGGGCGAGCGACGUCUCGGACGCAACCACAAUCGCACGGUCUUCCGCCGUGGACGUGUCCACGGUCGUCGACAUCACCAAGGACAACAUGAACAACGACUCCGAGGAUUCUGCUGCUCAGCUCGAGGCUGCAGAGCUCGCCCGCCGCGGCGACUCGUUCUACUUUGAUGCGCUGCUGUGA